This is a messenger RNA of Meloidogyne enterolobii, 3021 nucleotides long. The record is from the annotation of a GenBank genome assembly. Lineage: Eukaryota; Metazoa; Nematoda; Chromadorea; Rhabditida; Meloidogynidae.
AUGACUGAUGAUACCUAUACAGCACAUGCUGGGGCUAAAUUCCCGAUAAAAUGUGAAAAGAAAUUUUUAAUUGAAAAUAUUUUCAUAUUUAAAAAUAUUUUAGGGACAGCACCAGAAGGAUUGGCAUAUAACACUUUUAGUACAAAAUCUGAUGUUUGGGCAUUUGGUGUUCUUCUAUGGGAGAUUUUUAGUUAUGGAAUGGCACCCUAUCCAGGCGUUGAAUUGGGGAGUGUUAUUGGCCUGCUUGAAAAAAGUUCUUUGAUUUUUAGAUCCCAAAAAUUCCAAAAUACUUAUAUAGAUUUUCGUUUGGAACGACCAACUGAUUGCCCAGACUCUGUCCAUCGUUUAAUGCUUCAAUGUUGGCAAUGGUCCCCUUCUGAUAGACCCCGUUUUCAUAAUUUACAUAAAAGCCUUUAUUCUCUUUUGCAAUCUGAAAAAGGCGAAACUACACCUAUUGCUGAAAAUACAAAUUUAAUUUUCUCGCCUGAAAGAGCUGAGGAAUUGAAUUCAUCCUCUUCUUUUUGCCCUUCUUUACAAACAACCUCUUCAUUACAAGCAACAAAUCAACAACUUGCUUUUGUAGCUGCUUCAGUUGCUAAAAAGAGAGAAGCAAAACAACGUGAAAUGUCGGGGAUAUGUUUAUCAGAUCAAGCUCAGGCUAAAAUUUCUGACCCUCUUGGCAUCAUAUCUCCUCGUAUACCUAGCACUUCAAUUCCAUCAAGUAGUGCAGCCUCUCAUGCCCAUCACCUUUUGCGAGACAGAACGGUAUCUAUGGGCUGCCGUGCCUCGCAACAAAGACAAGCACGUUCCUCAUCUCCAGAACCCCCACCACCACCUCCACGUCCUGAUAGAAGAAAAAGGCCUUCUAUGGGGGCACAAUUAGAACGGACAAGUUUCUCAACUUUUCGGCCAUCGGAACCUGCUCAGAUGGUUGGAGGUCCUUCCCCAACAAUAUUUCAUCAUUCUCCAAAUAUUAUUCACCUACCUACCGAACCCCCACAAUCUUUAUCAUCCAAAACAUUUGCCAAACCAUCAAUGCCUUCAACUAAAAAUCAAAAAUUAUUUGCUAGACUUCCAACAGUUCAAUUCGUUCAAAAAGAAGAAGGGCCUAGAUCUGGCAAAAAUUUAACAAAAUUGAAUUUGAGUGGAACUGGGACUUUGCCUAGAGGGUUUUCUUUGGAUACAACAGUUAAAAGGAGCGGGUCUGAAUUAAAAUUUCCCGAGCCUUUUGAAAAGAAUGAAGAAAAGAGUGGACAAGAAAAGGAAGAAAAUAAAUUAGAAAGGCCAUUAAAAGAAGAAAAAGAGGAAGAUAAUAAUCAGAUUUCUAAACUUCCUCUACAACACUUAAAAAUGAGAUUGAAGAAAACUACAUCAGAGACUAGUGCUGUUCAAUCAACAUCUAAUAAUCAACAGACAGACGAACCGAAUAGUUCUAGAUUGGUCAGACCAGAACCUAAACCAAGGCGUUCAGUAGAUCCAUCAGUUGAAUCGUGUUUAAAAAAUAAUCAAAAAACAAAAUUUGAAAGUUCGAUUGAAACUACUUCUGGUUCUUCACUUCAAAAUAUUGAUGAAGUAAAGGAAGAUAACGAACUCCAUGCAAAAAUCAAACAAUUGCGCCAUGUACAGAGAGUUACUGCGGAAGAGGAGAAUAAUACACCGGAAGGAAUGGAGGGAAAUGAGCAAAGUGAAGAACUAGAGGAAAGUAAUUUGGAUACAAAAAUGACUAAAAUGAAAAUUGAAAAUGAAAGGUUUGUAGGAGAUUUUGUGAAAUAUUUAGAAUUUGUUUUAAAUCAAAAAAUCAACGAAAUUCCAAAACAACAACAAAUCCAACAACAAAACAACAAAAAAAUUAACAUCGAACCACCUCCCAAAAUGCGUCAUUUAGUCACUCAAAAAGUAGCUCCCCUUCAACAUCACCGCCCUUUCUCAAUGCAAGCAAUAUCUGUAGGUGUUCAAGAGACUAAGAAAGAAGAUGAUAAUUCUAGUAAUAUUGAAGGAGUUUAUUUAACUUCUUCUGUCACUUUUAACCGUCCUCAAAAACCAGAAAUUAGCGAUAAUUUGAAUGCAACCGAUGAAAAGACAGCAGAAUUAACUAUCGAGACAAAUAAAAUUGAAGUAUCAAAAACUUCCUUAAACAACAAAAAUGAUGAGAAAGAUUAUUCAGUCGCUUCUCCUGUUAAAUUCCGACCAUUUUCUACACUUCAAAGGCCUGAAAAACCCAAUGAUGAUAAAAUACCCCAAGCCUGUACCAAACCCAAAUGUGUUACUGUUGCCCAACCAAAACUGCCAUCAACUGAAAGAGAUAUUCAACAAAUACCGGCAAUCAGGCGUUCAGAUCCUUCAAUGCCCUCUGAAGAUAAUAUUAAUCAAUUAACACCUCAAUCUGAACGUCAUUCUGCUUCUUCAACAAUUCAGAGACAUUCAAAUAUAUUUUUGAGUGAUAAUGAAAACUCUCCUAGACUUCCCAGAGAAUCUUCUCCCUCUCUUUUAUCAUCAAAAGAGCAUCAUCAAGUUCCUGUACCCGAAGAUAGUGGACAACAACAGCAAACACCUCCCGUUAGCAAAGAUUAUCUUAAUGAAUUACACAGACAACUAAAUGUAUUUAUGCAAGAAGUUAAUCGAAAACCAACGGCCGGAACAGUAGCAUUUCUUAUUAGAGCUAUUGGGCAACAACAACCUAAAGAUGGAGAAAAUGGAGGUGCUGACCACUUAAUUCGUAUUAGUGAUUUAUUACAACAAUUUCAUCACACAUGCACAAUUUAUGCAGAAAAUAUUUCUCCACAUUCCAAAUUUAAAUUUAGAGAAUUAUUAAGCCGAAUGGAGGCAGGUAUUCGGCAGCUAAGAACUUUUAUUUCAACACCAUCUACUUCCUCUUCCAUUAAUAAAUCUAUUGGAAAUCGCCAAACAUCGACAAAUACCCCACCUUCACAAACAUCCACAACAUCUCCCCCAAGCGACCGUCAAGUCCUUGCUGAUAUGGAAAUGCUUGUUAGACAAGUAAUGCAAUUAGUUAAUAGAUGA